Diaporthe citri is the source of this 339-nucleotide messenger RNA. RefSeq lists its product as uncharacterized. Gene Ontology annotation, cellular component: endoplasmic reticulum; membrane; EMC complex. The record is from RefSeq and is a predicted model, not a curated record. The transcript has 2 exons. Lineage: Eukaryota; Fungi; Ascomycota; Sordariomycetes; Diaporthales; Diaporthaceae. Gene Ontology annotation, biological process: autophagosome assembly; protein folding in endoplasmic reticulum. The coding region runs from base 1 to 339 and encodes 112 amino acids.
AUGCCGUCGGAAAAGGAGCUGCAGAUCUCCCCGAUUGUGCAGGAGUCUGCCCUCGCCAACCUCCAGUCUCUGACAGCAUCCCUCUUCGGUGUCGCGGCCGGCAUUCUCGGCCUCGAGUCUUACGCCGGCUUCCUCUUCUACAUCGGCUUCACCCUGCUGACGGCCGUCCUCUUCUACGCCAUUCGCGUCGCCCCGGCCUCCCUGUCCGCGGGGAAGCCUGUCUUCGACACCAGUCUUUACUUUCGUGGGCAGCUGGAGCUAUGGACUAGCGGGCUAUCCGGGGGACUGGCUGGGUUCGUUCUGACAUGGACACUGUUCUACGGGUUGGUCAGGGCCUAG